AUUUACAACGGCAGCCUCACCUCAUCUUUAAUCCCUCCCAAGGCGGAGCUAUGAACGCCGGAGGCCACUGACAACUGAUGAGCGUUCAGCUUCCUCCUGCGGCCAUGGCUGGCAAAGGUGGGAAGUUGACCGGCAUCAGGCAGAUCGUGAGGCUGCGGGAGAUCCUUCAGAAAUGGCACUCCGCUGCCCUCCGGCCAAAGGAGGGCCGACGCAAGGCGGCUGGCGUGCCUCCCGCCGUCGACAAGCGGCUGAAGAGCGCGCUGCUGCUUUGUGACUCCGACGAGGAGUGCUGUCGAAGCCCGGAGGCGCCGCCGGACGUGCCCAAGGGGUACUGCCCGGUGUACGUAGGACCGGAGCAGCGGAGGUUCGUGAUCCCCACCACUUACCUCGGCCUCCCGGUGUUCAGGCUGCUGCUCCAGAAGGCCGAGGAGGAGUUCGGCUUCGAUCACAAGGGCGCGCUCACCAUCCCCUGUGAGAUCGAGACGUUCAAGUACAUCCUCCAGUGCAUGGAACGACAUGCCAAGGGCCUCAUCGACGAUGAAGGAAAUCCAACAGGGCUGAAGGAAUGACAUUGCAUUGUUCUUAGUCUGCUACAGCAUUCCAGGAGUUGAUAGAACCACAUCCAAAGUGGAUUAGGAAUCUGAUGAUGCAUUCAGCAUGUCAAGCUUGAGGAGUUGGGGCUAUGUAACAGCUCGUAAAACUUGUCUUCCCUACCUCCUUUCCUAGACCUCAGGGAAGCUGCUGGAAUUCAGCUGAACACAUUCCCUGUUCUCUCAGUCAUGUAAUCUUCAACACACUCAACCAUUGGAAAUGACAAUCUAUUCAUGACA
Musa acuminata subsp. malaccensis (wild Malaysian banana) is the source of this 830-nucleotide messenger RNA. Its product is annotated as auxin-responsive protein SAUR36-like. The record is from RefSeq and is a predicted model, not a curated record. Gene Ontology annotation, biological process: response to auxin. Lineage: Eukaryota; Viridiplantae; Streptophyta; Magnoliopsida; Zingiberales; Musaceae.